AUGUCGACCCAGGACACCUCUGAACCAAUUCAAGACUCCACCCACCCUAAAACAGUGCUUUCCAAUGAGCAGAGAAGAUUCCUUGACAGUGCGCUACGUGUAAACCAGGCUGGCGAGCUUGCUGCUACCCUCAUCUACACCGCUCAGGCACCACCUGUUGUCAAAGCCUACCCACAUCUCCGUCCACUCAUGAAACACAUGUAUGAUCAGGAAGCCGGACAUUUCAAAAUCUUCAAUGAACUUCUCGCGAAACACCGCAUCCGACCGACAGCAAUGUAUCCAGUCUGGCAAGUGGCAGCAACUGUCCUGGGAUGGACUACAGGAAUGAUGGGAAGAGAGGCUGCGAUGGCGUGUACAGAGGCAGUGGAGACAGAGAUUGGGAACCAUUACAACGGCCAAGUGCGGGAGCUUUUCAAGUGGAUGACUGAAUUGAAAGAGAAAGGAGAGGAGCUUGAUCCCGAAUUGAAGGUCUUGAUUGAGGAAAUCAAACGAAUACGUGAUGAGGAGCUUGAGCAUCUGGAUUAUGCCGUCGAGAAUGAUGCGAAAGAGGCACAGCCAUACCAGCCGCUGACGGAUGUCAUUCGAUAUGGAUGCAGGGGAGCCAUCUGGAUCAGCGAGAGAAUAUGA
This is a messenger RNA of Cladophialophora immunda, 627 nucleotides long. RefSeq lists its product as uncharacterized. Gene Ontology annotation, biological process: ubiquinone biosynthetic process. NCBI's taxonomy places the organism in Eukaryota, Fungi, Ascomycota, Eurotiomycetes, Chaetothyriales, Herpotrichiellaceae. The record is from RefSeq and is a predicted model, not a curated record. The transcript has a single exon. Gene Ontology annotation, cellular component: mitochondrial inner membrane. Gene Ontology annotation, molecular function: 3-demethoxyubiquinol 3-hydroxylase activity. The coding region runs from base 1 to 627 and encodes 208 amino acids.